Messenger RNA from Scylla paramamosain (green mud crab), 1260 nucleotides. RefSeq names its product calcium-dependent secretion activator-like. Gene Ontology annotation, biological process: synaptic vesicle exocytosis; dense core granule exocytosis. The transcript has 10 exons. The coding region runs from base 276 to 1103 and encodes 275 amino acids. NCBI's taxonomy places the organism in Eukaryota, Metazoa, Arthropoda, Malacostraca, Decapoda, Portunidae. The record is from RefSeq and is a predicted model, not a curated record.
GGGAGGGAGAGGAACGAAGGGGAAGCAGAUAGAGGAGAUCCACUCACGGGAUUCUGCGUUGUUGAUUUGUGUGUGGAAGUAUCGUGGGUUUUGCCUGCCUCCAUUGUUGCUCGUCUGCUGAAAUAAGUUGUACCCCAGCAGGCCCCUCUUCAGGUCCAGCGGGUUCUCUGGAGAAACAGGAGCGCGAAGAGGAAGAGAGGAAGAAACGCCUGCAGUUGUAUGUGUUUAUUCUGCGCUGUGUCACCUACCCGUUCAACGCCAAGCAGCCCACGGACAUGACCAAGAGGCAGAUCAAAGUCACCAAGCACCAACUGGACGUCAUUCAGGGGCGCUUCCAGAGCUUUCUGAAAGGAGAGCUGCAGAUAGCAGCAGACGAAGCCUUCAUCAACGCCGUGCAGAGUUAUUAUGAGAUCUUCCUCAAGAACGAGCGCCUCGCUUCCAUGGUGACUUCCGGUGCCUGCUCCCAGCAUGACCUAAGGGAGGUCUUCAAACACAACGUGGAAAAGAGAGUCAGGUCCCUCCUGGAAAUUGACGGUCUCAGUAAGGAGACUGUGCUCACCUCCUGGAUGGCCAAGUUUGACAUGAUAAUUAAAGCAGGUGAAGAAGACAGCAAGAGGCCAGGUCGGAUGCAGCAACCGCUCAACAGUGAGCUCAUUAUGCCUAAAGAGCAACUCUUUGACAUGUUUCAGCAAAUCUUAGGCAUCAAGAAAUUUGAGCACCAGCUGCUGUUCAAUGCACUUCAGCUGGACAGCCAAGAUGAACAAGCUGCAGCUAUCCGGAGAGAGUUGGAUGGACGCAUGCAAAAGGUUGCAGAACUAGAGAGGAAUCGCAAGCUGAUGCCCAAGUUUGUGGUGAAAGAAAUGGGGUCCCUUUAUCUGGAGGAGCUUAAGACUUCAAUAAACCUCUUGAUGGCCAACCUAGAGAGUCUUCCUGUUUCAAAAUGUUCACAGGAAGGCAAAUAUGGGUUACAAAAACUCAGAAAGUACAAUCAUAGGUCAGAUGGCAGCUUGGAAAAUCUAAGUCUUAGUAGACGUAAAAGAUACAAAGUUUUCGAGUGCCUGUCCCCAAGAUUAAGAAAGUUGAGUGCAUCAGUUAUAUGCUGAUUUUCAACUGAUCCUGUAUAACUCAUAUCCAUGAGCUGGCAAAGUAGAAUGAGGAAGUAAGUUUUCUUAGAAGUGAAAAAGAAAUAGUUUGCAAGUGAGAAAAUUUAAAAUGUUUAAGUGUUCAAGAUGGCUUGGUGGGUGUACACAUUUUAACAUG